UUCUACUUUCAUUGAUUUAUAAAGAGGAGUUUUGAAAAAAGGUUUGAACUCGCGCUAAAGUGUCUUAAUAUUCUUGUAGGCUUUUUUUUCGGUUACUGUAUGCUAUAAUUUAUUCACUGUUUGAACAAUCGAGGAAAGGAAAUGAAGGUUAUACUUAGCUAGUAAAUUACUAUGUUUAAUUAAAUUGUGGUCGUGUUUAAUACAAAUUCAGUCGGGAAAAAAAAACACUUGACACUCAUUUCUGGCGCUAAAAUAACGGGUUUCCCAAAAAUUAAACUGACUUUAUUCGUGACAUCCGUAAUAGGUUGAUUUAAAGUAAGAAGCGAAAUGAAAAGCAACCUAUAGAUUAAAUCUAAUACGGCUGUCUCAAAUAAAGUGAAGAUUAAAUGAAAAGUGGCUGUAUUACGGCUGUUUCGAAUAAACUGAAAGUGAAAUAAAAACCGUCCGUUAACUAAACCUGUUACGUCUGUGUUGCGCUUUAUAACCAAUCACAAGUGAUUCCGAUGAGCUUAUGAUUGCAGUAGCCAAUCAGAGACGUUUUGAUGAGUCAUUGUUUACUGAAUUCUGCGUUUUUGUAAAGUAUCUUAUGAAAUACAAGUGUAAUUUAAGAUUCAAGUCGGCUUCAUUUAUGUAGUACUUUUUUCGAAGUCUUACAACCAUUUGAUUGGAAAAGUUUACAUUUGCCGUGGUACAUGUGCUAGGAUUUCGUUUUUUUGUUUGUUUUUUUCCUUAGUUGGAAGAACAUCAGGAAAGAACAGGGAAACCACUCGUUCUGCAACCAUAUACUCUAUAAUCACUUGAUUUAGUGACAAGACUCAUCAAGUCAACAUCAUGGCAUGCAUUUAUGGAAACAUUUCAAAUAUAGAUACCACCGGUGCAUCACAGGCAACAGCUAAUCAAGACAGAUUAAACAUAAAAGGUGUUGAAGCCUCCAAAAAACUGGCCGAGACUGAUCUAGCCCGGAUGGAGAACUACAAAUGUAUGAUCAUCAAAGUUGGCAGAGCAAAGCAGAUGGACCCGGCUGUGAUUGCUGCCAUCAUUUCCAGAGAGUCCAGAGCCGGAGCCGCUCUGCAGGGUGAAUGGGGCGACCAUGGCAAUGCCUUUGGCCUCAUGCAGGUGGACAGACGCUACCACACUCCAGCUGGUGCAUGGAACAGUGAGCAGCACAUCGGCCAAGCUACCGAUAUACUCAUUAGCUUUACUAAUGAAAUUAGAGCAAAAUUUCCCACGUGGUCCCAAGAGCAGUGCUUUAAAGGGGGAAUAUCAGCCUACAACGCAGGUGUGAGUACAGUCAGUUCAUACGAGAAUAUCGAUGCCAAGACCACAGGAGAAGACUACUCCAAUGAUGUUGUUGCCAGAGCCCAGUGGUUCAGAAGCAAGGGUUACUGAAGAACGACAGUUAUGAACCCGUGAAACACAUAGAUUAAAGGUUUAUUGUUGAGAUCUGCUUAGUUAAAUAUAAAUAUUAGACAACAGAGGGGGAUGUUGAGCCUAAUCUUGCACUGAAGCAUAGCACUGAAAAAUAAGGUUUCUCAGAGAACACUGCAUUUAGGGAACAUUUGGAAAGGGGGAUCGUAUUUAAGAUGAGUUUACACUAAAGAUUCACAGAAAAGAUUGCCUGAAACAUUGUAACUUCUUUGCCAACGAAUCUGUUUGGAGAGUUCACUUUGCUGUGCUGCAUGCUCUGCAGGCAACUAAGGGAAGUGUUCGGAUGCUUUGUUGCCAAUAAAAAAAGUGAACAAAUCCAAA
Messenger RNA from Puntigrus tetrazona (Sumatra barb), 1749 nucleotides. Its product is annotated as lysozyme g-like. Gene Ontology annotation, molecular function: lysozyme activity. The coding region runs from base 832 to 1389 and encodes 185 amino acids. Gene Ontology annotation, biological process: peptidoglycan catabolic process; defense response to Gram-positive bacterium. NCBI's taxonomy places the organism in Eukaryota, Metazoa, Chordata, Actinopteri, Cypriniformes, Cyprinidae. The transcript has 5 exons. The record is from RefSeq and is a predicted model, not a curated record. Gene Ontology annotation, cellular component: extracellular region.